AUGGCUCGAAAAGUGCGACUUCAUGAAUAUGGAGAAAUUGGCAAAUACUAUGUAUCGUCGCCAGAAACAAGGAACCAAGCCGACGAGCUUGAAACAAAGCUUUGUCGACUGCUCGACCGGCCUAUCUCAAACGACACUUUGUCUCGUGGCGAGAAUCUCGCUAUUGAGCUACAUAGCUCACACCUUGCUUUUGUACACUCAGCAUUACUUCACCUCCAUCGUCGUGUGCAGCUGCAUCCCAAGGAUUCUAUCAAGGUCAGGACGGAUGUAGCCAACAUCCUCAACGCUGUGCGCGCAAUUGAACCCCACUCCUCUAUCAACGUACUUAUCCUGUGGCCAAUAUUCAGCGCUGGGUGUGAGACCGAAGAUAGUGAGGUGCAAAGUGCAAUAUUCGCUCGCAUGGGGAACAUGCAGGCUCGAGGCAUGGGUAACUUCACCAGAGCCAGAGAGGUCUUGCGCCAAUACUGGACGUCCCGCAGCGAUUUACCUUGGGAUGUUCAUCUCGCGCGACUUGGGCUCGAGCUUGUUUUGUUCUAG
Penicillium oxalicum is the source of this 537-nucleotide messenger RNA. RefSeq lists its product as uncharacterized. Lineage: Eukaryota; Fungi; Ascomycota; Eurotiomycetes; Eurotiales; Aspergillaceae. Gene Ontology annotation, biological process: positive regulation of transcription by RNA polymerase II. The record is from RefSeq and is a predicted model, not a curated record. Gene Ontology annotation, cellular component: nucleus. The transcript has a single exon. Gene Ontology annotation, molecular function: transcription cis-regulatory region binding; DNA-binding transcription factor activity. The coding region runs from base 1 to 537 and encodes 178 amino acids.